Cornus florida is the source of this 1855-nucleotide messenger RNA. Its product is annotated as probable zinc metallopeptidase EGY3, chloroplastic. The transcript is spliced from 5 exons. The record is from RefSeq and is a predicted model, not a curated record. NCBI's taxonomy places the organism in Eukaryota, Viridiplantae, Streptophyta, Magnoliopsida, Cornales, Cornaceae. Bases 219 to 1034 code for a protein of 271 amino acids.
AAUCAAUCAAAAGGCCAAAUUACAAUAUCAAGCCUAGCAAAGAUAGCAACCACAAACUUUUUUCAUUUUUGCGCCUUGAGUUUUGAAUUUCUCCGUGGGGCACCUUCUCCAACUUUCUAGACCAAUCUCGCUCUGUCUCACUCUCCAAACGAAGUAUACUUCUUCUGCAACUCCACAAUGCUCCCUACCAACUUCAAUUCAUCCUUCACUUCCAAUCAAUGGCCACUCUUUUCACUACUCCAUACUCUUGCUCUUCAUGGGCUCUCCAGAAAACCCAAAAUCACUUGCCUUCUACUCCUUUCUUCAAACACCCAUUUGCCCAAAAAAACCACCUCUCAUCUUUCCUCUCUUCCAGGCAAAAACCCAAAAUACACUGCAAAUUUUCCGUCAAAGCUGAGCAAGAAAAUGAAAACCCUUCUACUUCUUCUUCUUCGGUUGCCGUAGUUUCAGAAAAAGAUGAUACCCAGAAGAGGGAUUUUCCUGCUGAGGGUGAAUUGGGGAGAGAGGGCGAGUCUGAGUCUGAAUCUGAAGAGAGAGAGAAACAGCAAGAACUGGAUUGGAAGACUGACGAGGAGUUCAAGAAAUUCAUGGGUAAUCCUUCGAUUGAGGCUGCUAUAAAGCUCGAAAAGAAGAGGGCUGAUAGGAAGUUCAAAGAGCUUGAUAGAGAAAGUAGUGAUAACCCAAUUGUGGAGUUCUUAAAUAGAGUGGUUCGUGACAGUUUGGCCAGAGAGAAAGAGAGGUUAGAGAAAGCAGAGGAGACAUUCAAGGCUCUUGAUCUCAACAAGUUAAAGAACUGCUUUGGGUUUGAUACAUUUUUCGCAACCGAUGUCAGGAGAUUUGGUGAUGGGGGAAUAUUUAUUGGGAAUUUGUGGAGGCCCAUUGAGGAAGUCGUACCCAAAUUGGAGCAGAAGCUAUCUGAAGCAGCAGGGAGGGAGGUUGUCCUGUGGUUCAUGGAAGAAAAAACUGAUGACAUUACAAAACAGGUUGUUCUUGAGGACCUUUACUCAUUACUGAAUGGCAUGUUUAUUGAAUAAUGUAAAUAAUCAACGAAAUGAGCCAUAGCACAUCAGCCAUACAAUCUUGUUUCAGCUGUAGCAUCGUGAUGCUACGCGCUUGUAGCCAUAUUCCCGUUGGUAGAAGAUGGAUCUCCAAUUUGAAUCAACGAACCUGAGCACUCCUUCGGGUUAUGUUAGUGCAGUAGCUUUAUGUGUUACAACCUUUGGCACAAUUGCGUUGAUCAGUGGCUUCUUCCUUAAGCUUGAUAUGCUACAUUUGAUGACUACAUAGCUGAUGUUGUGCCUCUCUUUGGCGGCUUCCUUUCCAUUUUGGGAGUUUCUGAGAGAAGUCAAGGAAGACACCAUUUUCUCAGCAACUAUGUGCCAAUUACUUGCACAAUCACUGACUGAGAAGCACAAUUGCGUCGGCGCAGCAGAAUUGCAUGGCAUUGAGUCCAGCUCUUCACAAUUCUUGAAAGCCAAAAUGGUGUUGAUGCAAACUAAAAGGCUCGUGUUCGACUGCGUGAAGGAAGCCAUAGACACCCAUGGAAGGAGAGCAAGGAGGCAGAAGAGGCUCAAAGGUGUGUUGGGGCCUGAGGAACUUGGAAAAAAGUGUGUGACCAAAUCUAUGAAUGGGGAAAUCAAUCUGGUGAUGAAACAAAUGUAAACCAAUUGAUAAGUUGGGAUUACUCCAACACAGAGAGGAAUGGAGUGAUUUUCAUCUGCUAACAAGGCAUAUUGGGAUAGAGAUAAGAGAUGCUAUCUUUGAUGAUAUUGUAGUAGAAAUAAUCAAGUCACUUUGAGGUAUAUAGAUAUAUUUGAAGAAAUAAUUAAUUCAUCCAAUGACUUUGUUUCUGCUC